CUAUAAAAGGUUAGUAAUGUAAGCAAUUGAAAGGAAUAGUUCCAUACGUUUUGAAUUAUUUAGAAGUUUUUGAUGCGGAAUUUCAAUAGCAAAAUGAAAUAUUAUCUUUGCUUGAUUGUGUUGAUCGCUUUGGGUGUGGCUUCCGUAAAAGCUAUUGCUGGUCGUUCGGCUUGUCGUGACCCGGUAGAAUUAGGACAAACUUAUCCCCAUCAAUGGGAUCCGACCAAGUACUGGUUUUGCGAGAAACCUAACGAAAAUGCAUUGGAAAUGGAUUGUCCAAAGGGUGAAGCGUACAUGCAUCAUUUAAAAACCUGCAUUCCUUGGCCUAAUUGGAUUUGGAAGAAGCCGGAAGAUCCACCAACUUUGGCUUAAGGUCUUCUUAUCUCAACUUGUUUUAGGCUUCCUAACAAACUGAAAAAACAAAAAACUAAAUAAACUUGACAAUGGAUAUUUAGAUCGUUCA
Messenger RNA from Glossina fuscipes, 463 nucleotides. RefSeq lists its product as uncharacterized. The record is from RefSeq and is a predicted model, not a curated record. Gene Ontology annotation, molecular function: chitin binding. The coding region runs from base 73 to 372 and encodes 99 amino acids. Gene Ontology annotation, cellular component: extracellular region. Lineage: Eukaryota; Metazoa; Arthropoda; Insecta; Diptera; Glossinidae. The transcript is spliced from 2 exons.